Cooperia oncophora is the source of this 390-nucleotide messenger RNA. NCBI's taxonomy places the organism in Eukaryota, Metazoa, Nematoda, Chromadorea, Rhabditida, Trichostrongylidae. The record is from the annotation of a GenBank genome assembly.
AUGUACCAAAAUCUUUCAUACGAAGGAGGUGCCGCUAACAUUUGCACGGGUAGAUACGUUAAGAAACGGGUGGUCACCGGAACAAUCACGAUCACAGACAAGGAAACCAAGCGGCAGCGACCAGAAUUUUCUUCAAUGCCUGUCGACCAGUUCUGCCUAAUGCGUUCACAUGUUGUUGCAGCUCUUGUAGCGUUUACGAUUUUGUCGAUCACUCAGCUGUUCAUCCUCCUCAACUGCUUACACAAUCGUUGUAGGGCCGGGGAUACAGGCACCCGUGAAGACACUAUUUCAUGCUCCUCAAAUGGUACGGAUCUUUUGUCUCGUCUCAGAGUUACUCGUCCAGCGUUGAAGAUAUCUCGAGGGCUCUUGCACCGAGAUUACAGGAACGAG